Eptesicus fuscus (big brown bat) is the source of this 948-nucleotide messenger RNA. It is a transcript of the gene CACNG3, whose product is annotated as calcium voltage-gated channel auxiliary subunit gamma 3. Gene Ontology annotation, molecular function: channel regulator activity; voltage-gated calcium channel activity. The record is from RefSeq and is a predicted model, not a curated record. The coding region runs from base 1 to 948 and encodes 315 amino acids. Gene Ontology annotation, biological process: regulation of AMPA receptor activity; transmission of nerve impulse; positive regulation of synaptic transmission, glutamatergic. Gene Ontology annotation, cellular component: AMPA glutamate receptor complex; postsynaptic density membrane. The transcript is spliced from 4 exons. NCBI's taxonomy places the organism in Eukaryota, Metazoa, Chordata, Mammalia, Chiroptera, Vespertilionidae.
AUGAGGAUGUGUGACAGAGGUAUCCAGAUGUUGAUCACCACUGUGGGAGCCUUUGCAGCUUUUAGUUUAAUGACCAUUGCAGUGGGCACGGACUACUGGUUAUAUUCCAGAGGUGUGUGCAGGACUAAAUCUACAAGUGAUAAUGAAACCAGCAGGAAGAAUGAAGAAGUAAUGACACACUCGGGGCUGUGGAGGACCUGCUGCCUGGAAGGGGCGUUCCGAGGGGUCUGCAAGAAAAUCGACCACUUCCCAGAUGAUGCUGACUAUGACCAGGACACGGCUGAGUAUCUGCUUCGGGCUGUGCGGGCCUCCAGCGUCUUCCCCAUCCUCAGCGUCACGCUGCUCUUCUUCGGCGGGCUCUGCGUGGCAGCCAGCGAGUUCCACCGCAGCAGGCACAACGUCAUCCUGAGCGCAGGCAUCUUCUUUGUCUCUGCAGGGUUAAGCAACAUCAUUGGCAUCAUCGUUUAUAUAUCGGCCAAUGCUGGGGACCCCGGGCAGCGCGACUCCAAAAAGAGCUACUCGUACGGCUGGUCCUUCUACUUCGGGGCCUUCUCUUUCAUCAUCGCAGAGAUUGUGGGGGUGGUCGCCGUGCACAUCUACAUAGAGAAGCACCAGCAGCUGCGCGCCAGGUCGCACUCGGAGCUCCUGAAGAAAUCGACUUUUGCUCGCCUGCCACCCUACAGGUACCGGUUCCGGCGGCGGUCCAGCUCCCGCUCCACGGAGCCCAGGUCCCGAGACCUGUCCCCCAUCGGCAAAGGCUUCCACACCAUCCCCUCCACCGACAUCUCCAUGUUCACCCUCUCCCGGGACCCCUCCAAGAUCACCAUGGGGACCCUCCUCAACUCCGACCGGGACCACGCUUUUCUACAGUUCCACAACUCCACGCCCAAAGACUUCAAGGAGGCGCUGCACAACGACCUGGCCAACAGGCGCACCACGCCGGUCUGA